GACGGACUUAUAAGAGCUGACGUCAUCCGGAUGCAUUCCUGCAGGCUGGGACUAUGAUCUGUCAGUCUGUUUGUUCUCAACUUUAAUUUUCGACGAUUCCAGCUGCGGGCGCUUUCAGCGCGUGGAAGCGCAGGUGUUGGAGCCGCCAUGUGGAGCAGAGGGAGCGCGUCUCGACUCCUCAUCUGUCUGACGCUCACAGCUGCGUGGAAAACCAGGUCAGUGAAUGCUGAUGCUGCAUCGGAUGCCUUUUCAACCAACAUAACCCUGUUCACACGGAUCCUGGACCGGCUGCUGGAUGGCUAUGACAACCGUUUGCGGCCUGGUCUUGGGGACAGAGUAACGGAGGUGAAGACAAACAUCUACGUCACCAGUUUUGGACCCGUGUCAGACACAGAUAUGGAGUACACGAUAGAUGUUUUCUUUCGGCAAAGUUGGAAGGACGAGAGGUUGAAAUUUCAUGGACCAAUGAACAUUUUACGCCUGAACAACCUGAUGGCCAGUAAAAUCUGGACUCCUGACACGUUUUUCCACAACGGAAAAAAGUCCGUGGCUCACAACAUGACGAUGCCAAACAAACUGCUGAGGAUCCAAGAUGACGGGACGCUGCUGUACACAAUGAGGUUAACUGUGCAUGCAGAGUGCCCAAUGCAUCUGGAGGAUUUCCCCAUGGACUUUCAUUCCUGUCCACUAAAAUUUGGCAGCUAUGCUUACACAACAUCUGAAGUGACAUAUGCUUGGACUCGAAACGCGUCUGACUCUGUGGUGGUAGAAGGGGAAAGCUCCCGCCUGAACCAGUAUGACCUCCUUGGACAAACAGUCGGACAAGAAACCAUUGAAUCAAGUACCGGUAAGAAAUAUACGGUCAUGACUGCUCACUUCCAUCUGAAGAGGAAAAUUGGCUAUUUUGUCAUCCAGACUUACCUCCCAUGCAUCAUGACAGUCAUCCUCUCUCAAGUCUCCUUCUGGUUAAAUCGGGAGUCGGUGCCAGCUCGGACUGUGUUUGGUGUAACUACUGUUCUCACAAUGACAACGCUGAGUAUCAGUGCACGGAACUCUCUUCCUAAAGUUGCUUAUGCCACUGCCAUGGACUGGUUCAUCGCUGUCUGCUAUGCCUUCGUCUUCUCUGCUUUGAUUGAGUUUGCCACCGUCAAUUACUUCACCAAGCGUGGCUGGGCAUGGGAUGGAAAGAGCAUUGUGAACGACAAGAAAAAAGAGAGGGCUUCUGUCGUCAAGAAGAAUAAUGCCUAUGCUGUAGCCGUUGCUAACUACGCGCCCAAUGUUGCCAAGGACUCCAGCACACUGCCAACCAUUGCCAAAGGCGGACCAUCAGAACCCAACAAAGUUAAAGCAGAUAAAGCCCAAGAAAGUAAGAAGACAUUCAACAGCGUCAGCAAAAUCGACAGGAUGUCGAGGAUUUUGUUUCCAGUUCUCUUUGGUACCUUCAACCUUGUCUACUGGGCCACUUACCUAAACAGAGAACCAGUUAUAAAGGACAUGGUUCCGUCCACUUAGAGGCUGGUUUGAAAAGGUUAUGGUGUGGGGACCAAAAGACAUGCCAAAUACCUCUAGCAACUGUGUACACAAACCAAGUCCUGGAUUGCAGUGUGAUCCUUUAUCUCUGUUUUCUACACCACUGCCUGGCUUUUGUAAAAGUGUAUGUAUAUUUAUAUUCAUGGUUUCAUGGUGACAGUUUGUGUAUUUACUUCAGGUAGAGUAUUUAUUUCCUUGAAAGUAUGUUUCCCAUUAUAUGUCCACUGUACAUAUUAUUCAGACAUAUAAACAUAACUUUAAUUUGAGACUAUUUCUAAAUGUGUUGUUGUUUGCUGGUUAAAUCUCAUUCUCUUCAUUUUAAUGUGUAAAAUAUUCCUUUGAUGAGAAGUGACAACUUGAUUACUAUGAUUUUCUUUGGCAACAAUCGAGUGGCCUGACUCUUACGUUUUUGUCCAAGCCAAUGCAAAAAUACACUUGUAUAAUAUUGUCAUAGUGUAAAAAAAAGUGUUACAGUCUUAUCUGUGACUGCAGGUAUGGGGCUGCGAUCACACGCUGACCUCCAGAAUGACUGACAGCACGCUGAAGCCAAAAAGCCUGUGGCAUAAGUAAAGGACAAAGCUACGAAAUGAGAACACCUGAGCACAUUGAGCUGUGCUGCUAGCACCGCUGAGGAGCAACAUCCUAGGUGGUUACUGAAGGAAGGAAGGAAGGACGG
Messenger RNA from Thalassophryne amazonica, 2206 nucleotides. Its product is annotated as gamma-aminobutyric acid receptor subunit alpha-2. NCBI's taxonomy places the organism in Eukaryota, Metazoa, Chordata, Actinopteri, Batrachoidiformes, Batrachoididae. Gene Ontology annotation, biological process: signal transduction; monoatomic ion transmembrane transport; regulation of postsynaptic membrane potential. Gene Ontology annotation, molecular function: inhibitory extracellular ligand-gated monoatomic ion channel activity; GABA-gated chloride ion channel activity; GABA-A receptor activity. Gene Ontology annotation, cellular component: postsynapse; synapse; dendrite membrane. The record is from RefSeq and is a predicted model, not a curated record. Bases 148 to 1512 code for a protein of 454 amino acids. The transcript has 10 exons.